UAGUAUAUUGUUAGAAAACUAGUACUAGAAGAAGCUCAGAGAGAGAGAGAGAGUGAGUGACAUAGAGAAAUCGAAAAUGGGAGACCAAAUUGCAAAGGGAAAAUUGGCUCUAUUUCUUUACAAGAUAAAGCCUUACUUGGCUAUGAUCUCUUUGCAAUUUGGGUAUGCAGGCAUGUACAUUAUCAGCAUGGUUGGUUUGAAGCGUGGCAUGAGCCACUUUGUCCUUGCUGUGUACAGGCAUUUGAUUGCCGUGGUUGUGAUUGCCCCAUUCGCACUUGUUCUUGAAAGGAAAAUAAGGCCAAAACUGACCCUACCGAUCUUCCUAAGAAUAAUGGUGCUUGGUUUUCUCGAGCCAGUGUUUGCUCAGAAUUUAUACUUUGUGGGAAUGACAUACACCUCAGCCACAUUUGCAUCUGCCACUGCUAAUAUUCUCCCUGCCAUUACCUUUAUUUUUGCACUUCUUUUCAGGUUAGAAAAAAUCAAUUUCAAGAAGAUCCCAAGUGUAGCAAAGGUGAUCGGAACUGUAAUCACGGUCAUGGGAGCAAUGGUGAUGACAUGGUACAAAGGUCCUAUUGUCGAAAUCAUAAGGGGACAAACACAAAGCCACAACAACACCACCGCUUUAUCUACCGAACAACAUUGGAUCACCGGCACUUUCAUGCUCCUUGCCCGUUGCUGUGGUUGGUCUGGUUUCUUCAUCCUACAAUCGUUUACGCUAAAGCUAUACCCAGCAGAGCUCUCUCUCACUGCUUUGAUAUGCUUAAUGGGUGCAUUGGAAGGUGCCGUAGCCACGUUCAUACUUGAACACAACAUGAGUGUUUGGGUUAUAGGCUGGGACUCCAGGCUACUUGCUGCUGGUUACUCUGGGGUGGUUUGCUCUGGAAUUGCAUAUUACGUGCAAGGUGUUGUGAUGAAGGAACAAGGUCCAGUUUUCGUGACAGCGUUUAGCCCGCUGGCAAUGAUCAUCACCGCCGCCCUAGCCGCCAUCAUUUUAGCCGAGCAAAUCCACCUUGGAAGCAUACUUGGAACUAUUCUCAUAGUCAUUGGCCUCUAUGCUGUUGUUUGGGGGAAAAGCAAAGAUCCCACAGCCUCCUCACUGUUGAUCGAAGAUGAGAAAGUUGUUGCUCUUGAACUACCAGUCACUGUUGAUAACAAAACUGAUGGUACUGGACCUCCAGGGGACUUCAUCAAGGUUCCAAUUAAAGCACAAGAAUCAUGCUAAUAUGUCCAAGAUUAAUUCCUACAGAGGUUUAAAAUUUUCAAGAUCUCAUUAAGUGAGACUGUAUUUUCUUUUCCGUUAUUUUUUUUUUCCCUACUGCAGGAAAUUUGUAUAAGGUAAUUGUAAGGGAUAAAAUUCGGAUUUGAUCGCCUUUGUAACAAAAGGUGGAUUUACCAUCAAAUCGCCUCAUAAAAACAAAGGAGAGACUUGUGUACUUUUUGACUGUACCUUUGAGAA
Prunus dulcis (almond) is the source of this 1456-nucleotide messenger RNA. Its product is annotated as WAT1-related protein At1g21890-like. Gene Ontology annotation, cellular component: plasma membrane. Gene Ontology annotation, molecular function: transmembrane transporter activity. The transcript is spliced from 7 exons. Lineage: Eukaryota; Viridiplantae; Streptophyta; Magnoliopsida; Rosales; Rosaceae. The coding region runs from base 77 to 1222 and encodes 381 amino acids. The record is from RefSeq and is a predicted model, not a curated record.